CCAGCUAUAUUUUUUAACGACGGUUUUUUAUUACUUUCUGAGGAGCUGGGGUUUUGCAGUGUUUUUUUCGGACGGGUGGUGUUUACAGGCUUUUAUCCGGGUCGUUCAGUAUCUUUAUAGUUUCGGCCAGAGACUCGCCGGCAGCGAGCCGUUAGCGCAUGCGCCGCGUGAACCCCGAUUCAAACAGGUGGCGGAUUCGAAACGGCCAGUGAGUGACCACUGACCACCCUGCCUUGUAAAUGAGGUGACAGCUUAUUUGACUACCACUGAAUGUUGACCAAGAUCUAUUUUUACUGCAAUGAUGCCCUCAAAAAAAUUUGUCCUUAAGUGUGGGAACUUUGCAAUUCUGGUGGAUCUUCACAUUUUGCCUCUAGGAGCAAGUAAAGACACCAGCUGGUUUACUGAACACCACAAGGAGGAGAUUAGUGCACUUGUAAAAGAAACUGUGGAUUUCAGGAUAAAACAGUACCUUGAAUUGAGAAAACAGCGUGGUACCAUGCAAUCUAAACUAAGCAAAGAAUUGACACCCAGUAACCCAUUGUGUCUUAAAGGGCAAAAUUUUCGUCUUGCUGCUUACUUUAUGAAGAGGCAUAUGAACUUGAGAUGUGUCACACAGCAGAAUUAUUGUGGACUUCAUAUAUUCCCUGAUCGUUUUGUGGUUUGUAUAACGCCAUGUGAAACUGGUCUAAAAAGAGGAAUUGCUGAGGAGCAGAUUGCUGGUAUUGAGAAUGGAACCUCAGAAUACUUCACUGGUUGUUCAGAAAUGAAAGAGCUUUGUGAUGUCUCUGUUUCAACACAGAAGAAAAAAGAAGCUUUGAAACACAUUGUUGAAAAGUCUUGUAACACAAAAAUCGGAAACUUCAACAAAUCUGAAGCAAACGCUUGCUUGCCAAAAAUGUUGCACACUGUAACAGAAGAUGAGCAGGAUGUAGUCCAAUCUGCUACAGGUUUCAGGCAAGAGACUCAAGAUAUAAAUACUGGAAGAACAGAACAUUGUAUGAACUCAGUUCAAAGCAAGUUAUUACUUCCUGUCAUAAAAUUGGAAAAAUAUAUUAACAAGAGUCAGCCAGCUCAAGAGAAUGGCCAGCAACAACCUCAAUCUAUUGAACAGUUGGAGACAGGUUUGAAAGGCACAGUGGGCGAUAGUGAGUCAACAGUGCAGGAUUGUAAACAAAAUGAAGUAAACACAAAAAUACCAAUGCGACGAAGGAGAGACUCCUGUCCAAAUGAAGCAGAUGGUGCCAAGAAGAUCGUUUUAACAGAGACUUCAGAUAAUCUUGGUGAGAUUACAGUGGGAGUGAAUUCUCUUGAGUCUCUAAGAAAACGACCUGUGAGAAAAAAGCUUUUAAACCAUAAUUCCAAUCGUAAAAGGUCAGUCGAAGGUAAACCCAACAAUCUUGACCUCCCAAAAGAAAUUGUAGGUGGGCCCUUAUUUUCAUUAGGCAAUUCUCCCCAAGAUUUUUGCUUCAUGGAUAAAAAUAAAAAGAGAAGAUUAACAAGAACCAAAUUGAUGAGAAAGUCAGAGAAAAUGCCUUCAAGUCCUGAUUACAAAAAUGUGAAUUCAGCAAGGGGUACAGCAUUGGUAGAAGUCGAAUCUGAUGUAGAAAAUGUGCCAAGAAAAUCAAGACUUCGAUGGCCUAAAAAGACUGUAACUGCCAGGAAUCAAGUUGUCGUGUGACAGUAAUUAAUUGUUGCCUUUGGAGUGUUUGGAUAUGAUAGUGCAUAAAUGAGGUCAUUUUAUAAAAGCACAUCACUUUCAAAGUAAUUAAGAUGCCAGUGGCUUUGCAUAUUCUGUGCUCAGACUUGUAAUUUAAUAUUAAGUUCACUCCAAAUAAUAACGUCUUUUAAUUUGCUCUCUUUAUAACCUUGGCUGACAAUAUGAUUGCUCAGUUUCUUGGUACUUUUGGAUUCGGUGUUAAUCCUAUUAAUAACUUAGUUUACAAAUGAAGGAUUCCAAUGAAUUUUUUAAAAUUUAUUUUAAAAUGACUCUUUCCAGUCUUAGUGAUCUUUGUAUAAUUUCAAUUCUUAAACUGU
Molecule: messenger RNA, 2034 nt
Organism: Stegostoma tigrinum
Lineage: Eukaryota; Metazoa; Chordata; Chondrichthyes; Orectolobiformes; Stegostomatidae
Gene: slx4ip
Product: SLX4 interacting protein
Exons: 8
Coding region: 299-1678 (459 amino acids)
Source: RefSeq, a predicted model, not a curated record